AUGGCAGGUACCUUUGACGUGGCCCCACCCCUUCUGUUGAGGCUGCCCCUGGGGGAGUGGCCCAAGGUGCUGGCCACUUCUGGGGUUCCCUGGUGUCCCAGGCCUCAUGCAUGUCCCCCUGCCCACAGCACAACAGACGUGCACACGGUGGCCUCCCUGUUGAAGCUCUACCUGCGGGAGCUCCCUGAGCCCGUGGUCCCCUUCGCCAGGUAUGAGGACUUCCUCAGCUGUGCCCAGCUGCUCACCAAGGACGAGGGGGAGGGGACUCUGGAGUUGGCUAAACAAGUGAGCAGCCUUCCCCUGGCCAAUUACAACCUGCUCAGAUAUAUCUGCAAGUUUCUGGAUGAAGUUCAGUCUCACUCAAAUGUCAACAAGAUGAGUGUCCAGAACCUGGCAACCGUUUUUGGACCCAACAUACUUCGGCCACAGAUAGAAGACCCAGUAACCAUCAUGGAAGGCACUUCUCUGGUCCAGCAGAUGGCCGUCCUGAUCCGCAAACACAGCCAGCUCUUCACUCCGAGGGCUGAGGAAGUGCCGAGCUCCCCAUGUGGGGGCCCACUGUGCACAGUGGGGUGGGGCUCCGAGGAGAUCCCGAGGGACGGCCAGCCGGAACCCAGCAGCCCCAGCAGCCCUGGUCUGCCAUCACACAGGACCUCGUCUCUGGAUGGGGCCACUGUGGCAGCACUGUCUAGAACCUCCCCCACGGGCCUGGGCAGCCAAGGCAGCCCUGCCGCCACCAGCCCUGGGAAGAAAGUGCAGAUGCUGCCCAACUGGAAGUCUUCCUUCUGGCAGUCAGGGUCUCGUUCUUGGAGCCCGAAGGUGGGCAGCCUCUCCCUGGAAGUGCCCAUCAUCUCCUCCGGAGGGAACUGGCUCAUGAACGGGCUGUCCUCCCUGCGCGGCCACCGCCGGCCCUCCUCGGGAGAACGGCUCAAGGACUCAGGCUCUUCGCAGAGACUCUCCACUUACGACAAUGUGCCCCCGCCCAGCGGCCUCUUUCCCAGCACCCCCAGUGUGGCUAGCACAGCGUGGUCCGGGGCCUCCUCUUACGAGGCAUCGGCCAGAGGCUCAGUCAGCAGCUGCACGGCCUGCCGGGCCAGUGACUCGUCUGCCUGCAGCUCCCUGCACACUGAGGGGGCCCUCGAGCCUUCCCCUUUCCCCAGUAGCAGCGAGGACUGCAGAUCCCCGGACCUGGGCCGUGGCCUGGACGAGGUGGGCACUUGCAUCAGCAGCAGCGAGCCCAGCGAUCCAGGCAGCCCCACCCAGGACUAUGCCCGCUGCUCCGAGGCUCUCCAGGACCUGGUCACGGAGCUCAGGGCGGAGCUGUGCCGGCAGAGGACUGAGUACGAGACCAGUAUAAAAAGACUCGAAGAAAGUAGUGCCAACCUGAGGAAACAAAUGUCAUGGCUAGAAGAAGAACUGGACCAGGAAAAGAAAAAGUACACAAUGCUGGAAAUAAAGCUGAGGAACUCAGAGCGGGCACGGGAAGAUGCGGAGAAGAGGAACCAGCUGCUGCAGAAGGAAAUGGAGGAGUUUUUUUCAACCUUGGGAAGCCUGACUGUAGGGACA
Messenger RNA from Ailuropoda melanoleuca (giant panda), 1566 nucleotides. Its product is annotated as rho GTPase-activating protein 22-like. Gene Ontology annotation, molecular function: GTPase activator activity. Gene Ontology annotation, cellular component: focal adhesion. NCBI's taxonomy places the organism in Eukaryota, Metazoa, Chordata, Mammalia, Carnivora, Ursidae. Gene Ontology annotation, biological process: signal transduction; activation of GTPase activity. The record is from RefSeq and is a predicted model, not a curated record.